Phytophthora sojae is the source of this 1677-nucleotide messenger RNA. RefSeq lists its product as hypothetical. The record is from RefSeq and is a predicted model, not a curated record. The annotation marks the transcript as partial. NCBI's taxonomy places the organism in Eukaryota, Oomycota, Peronosporomycetes, Peronosporales, Peronosporaceae. The transcript is spliced from 5 exons.
UUCUCCAGCGCCAAGCCGCUGCCGUCGCCGUCGCGCAUGAGCGUGGCCGACCUGCUGGAGGUGUCCAAGCAGUUCCGCAGCAAGCAGACCAACUACAUCCUCGAGGACCAGACGCUGGACGAGGCCGUCAAGUGCCUGGUGCAGAACGAGAACUCGGCCACGCUCGUGGUCGUGAACCGGCAGCACCAGGUCGUGGGGCUCAUCACCAACCGCCUGGCGCUGCAGCGCGUGGUGCGCAUGCGCUCCACGGGCAAGCGCUCGGACUGGAACAUGAAGGUGUCGGAGGUGGCGAUCCCCGCCAGGAAGGUGCUGCAUGUGUCGCCCGAGGACUCGCUCGAAGACUGCCGAGCAGUGAUGGCGCUGUCCGGGGUGGGGGAGCUGCCGGUGCUGCAGGGGAGCAAGUUGCUGGGCACGGUGUCGUUGACGGACAUUGCGUCGCUGAUCCAUCGCCACGACGCGCAGCUGAAUCCCGACCCCACCAGUGCCAAGUCGGACUAUAUCAACCUCAUUUUGCCACGCAAGGGACUACCGGCGAACACCUCGCUGGACCAGACCGUCGUGCAGCACAAGAGCGUCCACCCGAACUACUGGUCGUACUACCUGCACUCGUUCGCCAUGUCGAUCCCACACCCGGCGAAGAAGGAUACAGGUGGAGAGGACGCCUUCUUCUUGGGCGUCGUGCCCCACGGAGAAGAGGAAGGCGGUGCGGCAGCUCCCGUGCCGGAAGAGCGCCCCAUUGAUAUCGAUCCGUCUGUCCCGACAGUAACGAAUGGCACGCAGGGACCGGUUGAUGUGCUGGCAAUGGGUGUCGCUGACGGAGUGGGAUCGUGGUUCGAGAAGGGAGUGAGUGCUCGACAGUAUGCGCAGGAGCUGAUGGUUGCAGCGCACCAGGCAGUACAGGUCUCGUACGCGAAGGACCACGAUAUCGAGCCGUCAGAGGUGCUGCACGCCGCGUGGUCAACUGUGCUCCAGAAGGAAAUCGUCGGCAGUUCAACGGCUUGCGUGCUGGCACUCGACCCGGAGCAAGGAGAGCUGCAUGGCGUCAACUUGGGAGACUCGGGCUUCCUUAUCAUCCGCGACAAGACGUCGGAUCUCGAGACUGCACGACUGCGCGGUACGCUGGACGGCUCGCUGAUGCGAAAGAUCAUCAACCGCGAGCAGGACCUGACGCCUGCUGGCCGACGAAAGGGAGCUCACGUGACGUACCGCUCGCCUCAGCAGCUGCACUACUUCAACUGCCCCUUCCAGCUGGGCUUCGCAGGUGCCGACCUCGUCAGCGACGUAGUGGACGACUUGGCUACAGGAACGCACUCGCCCAUGCGCGAGAAGCCGCUGUUUGAGACCCCGGAGAACGGUAUGAGACUGCGGGUACCUGUGCUCGAAGGAGACCUAAUUAUUCUGGCCACGGACGGACUCUUCGACAACGUGGACGAGGAAGUCCUGCUCGAGAUUGUGCGGGCCGAGCCCGACCUGGAGACCAUGACGCGCAAGCUGGUGCAGAAGGCCUACGACCUGUCGCUCGACCGGACGCGGGACUCGCCCUUCGCACGGCUUGCCAAGGAAAACGACUUAUUGUGGGGUGGAGGCAUGCCGGACGACAUCACGAUCAUCGCGGCGCGCGUGACCAAGCACAGGAGUAAAGAGGAGAGAGCCGCUGAUGCAGCAGAAGCUGCGGCC